CCGCGGCCUACGUCACGAAGCGUCGGUCUCCACUUCCGUUUCCCCCUAUACACGCGCGCGCACACACGCGUUAACGGGCAGCAGCAGCAGCGGCGGUGGUGGCGACGGCAGCUGUGGCUGAGGGGAGUUAGGGCUCAGGACAGCGAGAUUAAAACAGAUAUCCAGCAUACCACUUUGUUGCAGUUGGAUAUUUUAAAUCUUUCAGACCCCAGAAACGUUAUCAUGUACUCACCACAAUGAACGGGAGAAUAUUUGUAGAGACAUUAAAGAAAAUUGGUUAUCCUAAUGCCAAUCAAUUAAAUGGGGAGCACUUUGAUUGGUGGUUUGACAUUGGCGAUGAAAGAAUGUUUGUAGAAUGGUUCUGCAACACUGUAAAUGAACAGAAUGUACUAUCAGAAGAAGAGUUGAAUGGAUUGAAAAGACUUGAAGUUGAAGAUUGCCUGUUAGAUCAGAAAGACUUGGAUCAGGUCUUGGAGACACGACCUAAAGAUGUGAAAUCAAAAUAUGGCAACCUGGAAGAGAUGACAGUUGACGAACUGGAAAGUGAAAUUGAAGUGCUACAGUUGACUCGAAAUCUUAAAAUCCAGCGACGGAAUAAGCAACAACUGAUGGUCACUAAAAUACACCAUCUGCCGAUGCAGCUACGGGAUCAGGAGGAUGAAUGUGCCCGAUUAUUGAGAGAAAUACGUCAACAACUAGUGGUUAAAAAUGCCAAAUUAAAUGACACGCUGUUAAACAUUCACAAGGAAGUUCAGGAGCUAAGUUCUGCGUAUUCGAGUACUGAGGCAGAAAAGAGACCAGAGCAAGAGAUUGUCUUCCUGUCACAACUUGCAUUGGACCGCUAUCUGCAACAAGAGGAACAAUGCACCUCAGCGCUCACUGAAUACACCAAGAAACAGUUUUUUCAGGGCAUAGUGGAGUUGGUUGCAAGCUCUGAUGUAGAAAAAUUUCAGUUGGUGCACUUAACUUCUCAACCGGUACAAGGACAGUGCAACGAGGUACUCGAAGAAUAUAAACAACAAAUGGCAAGAAUCCAAGCAGUAUACAGCAGUGGCCAACGGCAGUUAAUUUUGGCAAAAGCGAAGGAACAAAGUACAGAGGCUAGACUUCAAUACUUGGAACAGAUAAUUUCAUCAAUGCGAACAAGAAAGCUGACUGAUGAUGCAAAUGGUAUAAAAGCCAAGAAGAGUAGUUUGGCCAAAGAACUAACUUCAAUAAAUGUCCAAAUAGAACAACUGAUUAACGAGGAGCUUCCUGAUCUAAUUGUCGAGAACGCACAACUCUUAAAUAUGCCAGUUGUGAAAGGUAAUUUUGACCUGCAGAUGUCUCGCCAAGAUUACUGCACCUCCAAGCAGGAUGAAAUUGCAAGUCAGCUGAUCAAACAGAAAGCUCGAUUUGAACUACUUCAACUCGCAUAUGAAAUGGAACUGUGUAAACAUAGGGAAACGCAUCGGCAGCUCGAGAAUCUGGCUAAGAAACUUAAUCAAAGCAGAGAAGACUUUGUGAGGCGUUUGGAGAUGAUGUCUGAUAAGUCUCUAUUGCCAAGUAAUAAACAACAGACCUUAAUUGAUUCAAGUGAUACCACUACUGCCAGACUUGCUGAGAUUUUAGUGGGAGAUGACGAGCAGCAGCCGUUCAAAACAUACAGUGGUCUAGAAGAGGGAGCCAAAACGCUUCAGAAGGAAGUAGUUUGUUUAAAGGACCAGUUAAAUGCAACAAUGCACAAUCAGUCUUUCCUGCGGUCAGCACUAGAAUCUGACAUCGAGAAACUUCAGAGUGUUAUGUAUACUGGAUCCAAGCAACUUUUACUUCACUCUGAGGAACUGUCUGAACCUCUUCGGAAAUUGGAAAGUCAAUUGCAGAGACUACCCCAAAUCAUUGGAAAUAUAGCUGAUGAUAUCAAAUCAAAACAUAAAAUGUUGUCAAGCAACUCCAUUUGUAGAGGCGAGAGAAGUCUGUAUGUCCAUUUCUUUCAAGAUCCUGAUCGACUGAAGAAGAUUGUGGAGGAUUUUGAAAGGAAAUUUCAGACUCGCAGCAUCGGAUUGGACAGCUGAUGAGUGACCAUCAAGUAGAAAACACGACAGAGUGUGAAGGCCCAUCUGAAUAAUAACUUCUCUUAACAUGAUCAAUUCUGGUUAUUUGCAUAGUAAUGUACAUUAGAAAACUGAAGGAAUCCUAAGUUUGUAUCCCUCCACCCAAUCGUAUGAUUUCUUUAUGAACUUUUUUUUUCAAACGGCUUUUUGCCUGAAAUGUAUAUAAUUUUAACUCUAGUUGAUUAAAUUGCAACAUUGGGCAUAUCUGUACUGGGCAGAAUUCAGUUCUGACAUUGAGACAAUUUUUUUUCGUUUUGUGGUUAACAAUUUUAGAUAAAUAAAGUAUUUCAAUCAGGU
Molecule: messenger RNA, 2390 nt
Organism: Leucoraja erinaceus (little skate)
Lineage: Eukaryota; Metazoa; Chordata; Chondrichthyes; Rajiformes; Rajidae
Gene: haus3
Product: HAUS augmin-like complex, subunit 3
Exons: 5
Coding region: 237-2054 (605 amino acids)
Biological process (GO): centrosome cycle; spindle assembly
Cellular component (GO): mitotic spindle; centrosome; HAUS complex
Source: RefSeq, a predicted model, not a curated record